AUGUCUAGGCUCGAAAACACGAUUGACAAUCCUGAGCUCAACGAACCUGCGACUGAAUUGGACGGAGAGGGCUCUAUUGGUGGCGUUCAUAAUUCUCCAGACUACAACAGUAGUCUUAGUUCGACAUCGGAACACCGAGACGAUUACGUUCACGUCGACUUGCCCUACCCAAGCGAGAUCCCUGACGAUAUCCAUCCAUCUGAUUCUGCGUCAGAGUCUCGGCCACGUUCACAUCGUCGACAUACCACUACUUCAUCGCGAGCUCAUCCUCGGCCGCGCCCUCAACCACAGCGGCAAGAUUUGGAACCCGCCGGAUACAGGCAUCGAGAUCCACCGCCUGAUUCACCCGAAAGCGUGGACUCUGCCGAGGAUUACGUUGGGGGGCCCCCAUACCGGCCUAAUCCCCCCCCGCGGCCAGUCUACUAUGGCGGCGGGCAUGGACCACACUUACCUCUUCCAUACGCGCCCAGCAACUCAUCAGGUGCCUCCUACCCGCCUGUACCUGGCCCCCCAUCGAAUCAGAUGGUACAUUAUGGGGCGGCUGCCCCGGCGCCGUACGGUCCGCACUACCCGCCAAUGGGUGUACCUCCACCCGCAGGAUAUCCCCCGCCAGCCCAGCCUUACCCAAUGAGCCACCAUUCCGGUUCCCAUGUCGGCUCUCCUCCCUUUGGGGUGCCGCCACCAUUCGCUGGCCAGCCGAUGAUGCCUUAUGCGCCGGCGCCGGGGUAUUUUCCACCCCAAUAUCCAGCUGUCUUCGCACAACCCCCGCCAUGGGAUCCUUAUCAACGCUUCCGUCAAUCACCUGCUCCUCCUCCUCCGAAUCCUCCUCCUCCGCCUGCGCCUGCGCCUGCGCCUGCGCAACCGCCACCAGCACCAGCGCCGCAGCAACAUUGUCAAACGGGUGGAAGCAAUGCUCUUGGAGGAGAAGAAAGAGCGUGA
Messenger RNA from Endocarpon pusillum Z07020, 939 nucleotides. RefSeq lists its product as uncharacterized. The record is from RefSeq and is a predicted model, not a curated record. The transcript is spliced from 2 exons. NCBI's taxonomy places the organism in Eukaryota, Fungi, Ascomycota, Eurotiomycetes, Verrucariales, Verrucariaceae. The coding region runs from base 1 to 939 and encodes 312 amino acids.